UUACCGACUUUUAUGGUAACUAAAACAGCUCGACGGCCUUCAAGAGCCGUCAAGGCAGUGCCCUACUCGUCAUGCUGUUAAGGGUAGAAUUGACUAUCACCUUCAGUUUGUGGGUAUAAAAGGGAGAACCUAUCUUCAGAGUUCCUCGUCAUGGCGGGACUCGCUUUCCUACUCAAACAACUCGGUUGUGCAUGUGUCGUACUCUUACUCUGCGUGUCGUUCGCCGGUGCCCACUAUUGUCGAACGGUUCCUGGAGACCCAAGCUUUCCGUCUGAUGAAGAAUGGAAGAAUCUGAAUUCUUCUGUCUCUGGAAGACUUGUCAAAGCGGUCCCAUCAGCCCAGUUUUGCAAUAUGCAUGGCGGCUGCACUGACGCGGAAUGGACCAGCGCGGCUUUUCGCGCCGAUAUACCUGGAGCCAUGAAUCAGGUCAAUUGGGAACAAGAUUACGAAUCCAUCCCUCCGUCUAUAUGCGAGAGGAAUUCGACAGUUUGUGGUCAGGGCAAUGUUCCCAUUUACGCUAUUCUAGCGGAGUCUAUCGAGGACGUGCAGAUUGGCAUCGCUUUUUCAAGUACUCACAACCUUCGAUUGGCGGUUAAAGCAUCUGGCCACGACUAUCUGGGACGCUCUACUGCACGCAGUUCGCUUCUUAUUUCUACGCACAAGUUUCAAAAUAUCACUUUUGCUGAAAACUUUACUGUCGGCGGGUAUAACGAAGGAUCGGCUGUCACUGUUGGCAGUGGAGUCCCCUUGAACACUUUGUACCAGGCAGCUAAGGAACAAGGAAAGAUCUUCGUAGGUGGUGUUGCGGCGACUGUCGUUGCUGCUGGCGGCUACGUUCAGGGAGGCGGCCAUUCAGCGCUCUCGCCCCUGCUGGGCCUGGCUUCAGAUAACGUCCUCGAGUUCGAAGUCGUGACUGCUAACUCAACAUGUCUGAAAGUGAACGAGAAAGAGAACGCCGAUCUGUUCUGGGCAUUACGAGGAGGCGGUGCAGGAUCAUGGGGUGUUGUCGUGUCGGCCACAUUCCGCACUUUCCCAACAUUCAAUGCUACAUAUUCGCUCGUAUGGAUGGUCGUUAACGACACUGCGGCAAUUGGCUCAAUCAUGGCGUCGCACGCCAAGCAUAUCUUCGAUUGGGACGACCUACAUAUGGGCCAAUAUUUCUAUGUCUACAAAAAUGCCACGGCUGAUCCAUAUACUACGCUUGCUUUCACUUCCUUUUUCCCCAGAGUCUCCCCUGUUGACGCUGCCGCUGCUUUGAAGCCAUUCCUAGAUGACGCUCAGGAGUUUGGGCAGAUUGUUUCGCAGCAGCUCGAUGAGCUUAAUAUAAACGAUGGGGUUACCGCAGCCGACGACGUAGUUGGCGAGAACGGUGUGCUAGGUUCAAGACUAAUCCCAGCCAGUGCGUAUCGUGAUCAUCCUGGUAUCGUCGGCCAAGUGUAUACCCAGCUUUUUGAUGCUGGGGCUGAUGCUGUCCUUGGUCACCUAGUUGCGGGAGGUAGGAACCACAUAGUUGCACAAGGCGUUCUUUGUACUCACUUGGAAUACAUCACAGGCAAGGUAUCAGAAAAUGCACAUAUUGACUCUGCUAUUCAUCCCGCAUGGCGAACAGCAAAGACACAUGUUAUCCUUGCUAACGUUUGGGAAGACUCCACAUCGCUGCCAAAUAUUUCUUCGAUUCAGAACACGUUUAAGGACACCCAGCUGCCUAUCCUCGAACAAAUCGCUGGAAUAUCUGGGGCCGCGUACUCCAAUGAAGCCGAUUCUUUGGAGGAAGACUUCAAAACCUACGUUCUUCGGACCCAAUUAUCCGCGCCUGGAAGAUAUCAAGAGGAGGUAUGAUCCAAAGGACCUGUUUAUCGUGGCUGCAGGAGUUGGCAGCGAUAAAUGGGACAAAGACGGACUUUGCAGGGUAGACUGAAGCGAGCUCACUGAUGUCGGGUCUCUAAAACCUUCUCUGUGUUGCCCGGGUAUCCUUUAUAAUGGAAAUAUCACAG
Desarmillaria tabescens is the source of this 1994-nucleotide messenger RNA. RefSeq names its product FAD-binding domain-containing protein. The record is from RefSeq and is a predicted model, not a curated record. Gene Ontology annotation, molecular function: oxidoreductase activity; FAD binding. NCBI's taxonomy places the organism in Eukaryota, Fungi, Basidiomycota, Agaricomycetes, Agaricales, Physalacriaceae. The transcript has 8 exons. Bases 151 to 1839 code for a protein of 562 amino acids.